CAAUGGGCGCGAAGCUCAGUGGGUCGCUUUUCCCGUGCCACAGUUUGAAUUUUGUAACGAUUAUAGGCUAUAGAGGAGCGUCGCGCCCAAAGGUUUAACCAUGAGCUGGGCAGUGGAGGAGUGGAAGGAUGGACUUCCAGGGAAAGCCCUGCAGAAGAUCCAAGAGAUGGAAGUCCAGCUGGAUAAACUGAAAAAGGAGAGGUCUCAAAAGCAGUUUCAGCUGGACUCCUUAGAGGCCGCCCUGCAAAAGCAGAAACAAAAGGUUGACAGUGAACGUAGUGAGAUCUCUUCUUUGAAAAGAGAGAACCAGUCUUUAGUUGAGUCAUGUGACUCUCUGGAGAAAGCUCGUCAGAAAGCCGUCCAUGACCUUGGAAUCAAGGAGCAGCAGGUGAGCUACCUGGAGGGUCAGCUUAACUCAUGCAGGAAGACCAUAGAACGUCUGGAGCAGGAGCUCAAGAAGUACAAAAAUGAACUGGAUCGAUCUCAGCCUGCUGGUUCUUCCUCCCUGUCAUCUUCCUCCUGUGAACAGCCCUAUGCAACUCCACAGAAAAGCUUUUCAACCCCAGCUCCUGUCCAUGUCUACAGACAGCAGGAUAAUCGAUUUGAGGAACUCCAGGAAAAAUACAGUCAGGAAGUAGAAGAAAGAAAAAGACUGGAGAGUGAACUCAAACUCUUGCAGGUUAAACUGAAUCAGUCAUCAGUCAGUGUUAGCCACAAGGACAUUGCUGCUCGUCAAGCUGGAUCUUCAGUAUUCCCAUGGCAACAAGAUCAGGCUCCCAGCCAUUUGUCUCAGAAUGCAAUGGAAACACCUUUGAAGAGGCGAGGGACAUCCCUCUGGGAUGCCCAUGAAGAGACUCCUAUCAAGCCAGCUCAGCGAAUGAGCUGUUCCAGAGCAGUGCAGAGUCCUAGUGGCUCCUCCCAACAGAUGGAGCAACUAAAGACUCUCAACCAAGAGCUUCGUGGCCGUGUGUCUGAGCUAGAAAAGAAUCUGUCCAAUCAGGAGAAGGAAAUUCGUAGCCAAGCGUCCAAGCUCCAGGAACUACAAACCCAACUGAACCAGGCCCGUAAAGACCUGACUGAACGGGACAGAAACCUGUCCAAGACCAGCCAUGAGUUGAGUCAGGCCACUGACAAACACCAGCAGGUUGAGGCCAAGUGUUCUUCAGUUGAACAGAAGCUGAAACAAGUGACAGAGGAGAUGAACUGUCAGAGACACAAUGCUGAGAGCUGCAGGCGAGCCCUGGAACAGAAACUCAAGGACCAAGAGAGAGACAGUCAGAAGGAACUAUCUCAACUGCAGAGUUCCCAUCAGGCUUUGGAGCAGCAACUUAACCAGACCAGAACCAAGUUAACACAAGAGCUGCAACAGGCCAAAAAAGACCACAAUGUAUUGCAAGCUGAUAUAGAAAAGAUGAGCUUUCAGAAGACUCAUAUGGAGAAGGAUGUGGAAGAGCAGAAGCAGAAGUUGCUGAGGUCAGAGCAGAGCCUCCAGGCCAGCCAAAGCAAAGAGCAGGACCUCCGCAGGAAGAUGGAGGAGCUGCAGAAAGAAAAGAACUGUGUGACUGUCCAGUUGGACCAGAGCAGCAGGCGUCUGUCUCAGCUGGAGGAAGAGAAGAAGACUGCAGACCAGAACCUUAAACGUAUGCAGGGACAACUAGAUGACCUCAAAGCUAAAACUGAGGGACAAGUAGAAGAACUGAAGAAACUUCAGUCAAAACUGGAUCAGCAGACUGAGGCUUCAGCCCGAGAGCAGGAAAAUUUAAAAAAGACACUUUCUAAUGUAGAAGACAAAAAUGAGAGAUCUCAGAAUGACCUGCAGAAACAGAAACAGGAAACGGAGAGGCUGACCAACAGGUUGAUGGUCGUAGAGAACGAGGCCAAACAGCUGACAUCCAGUCUAAGUGCGAGUCAGACUGAGUUUAAGGAGCUAACACAAGAACAUCAAGCUCUACUGGAGUGGAAGAAUCAGAAGGAGACCUUGAUAAAUGAGACUGAAGCUAUGCAAAAGGAACUCACUGACAAAAUUAGCAACAUGGAGAGCGAUCUCAGCUCACUAAAUAAAGCCAAUGAUGAACUUAAUAAGCAGCUCAUGAGCACAGAGAGAGACAAGGCCAGUCUGUCAACUAUCAUCGAUUCAUUGAAGGGUGAACUCCUCAACAAGAGCACAGAGUUAGAGGAGAAAGAGCAUCAAUACCAGCAGCUCCAGGCUCAGCUCUCAGAGGCUGGACAGAAACACGCUAAAGACCUGGAGAACAUGGGCGUGCAAGUGACCCAGCUGGAAUCUCAGGUCAAACAUCUGGAGUUGCGGCUGCAAAAGGAAAUUGCUCGAGUUGAACAGGCUGAGAGAACCAACACAGAGCUGCAGGGUGAGCACCAGGCAGCCUGUGACCUGGUCCACUCCAAAGAUCAGCUUAUAGAGCUGGGGCAGGCUGAGAUCAGCCAGCUAAGAGAGAGCCUCGCACAGUCCACUGCACAGCAGGAGGAGCAGAAUGCAAGGUUGGCAGAAGAGAAGGCAACUUUGCUGAAACAGUGUGAGGAUAGUGUUUCAGCAAAGGUUGAAGAGAUGGACCAGAUCAAGCUGAAGUUGGAGGAGGCAGAUCAAGAGUUGCUGCUUACCAAAAACCAGGUCAGCUCAAUGGAGCAGUUCCUGAAAAUCCAAGAACAGCUGGGAGCUCAACUGCAGAGCCAAAUUAAGACACUGUCUGAGAGUCAAGACGAAUACAAAAAGGUGUGCGAGCAAAAAUCUGAAGAGCUCAAGCAUUCAGAAGAGAAGCUGAAGGAACAGCAGAGCCAGACAGAGAAGACAGACAAGCUUUUCAGAGAGGCUGAAGCUCAUAUGACUUCUGUAGAGAAACAAAAGGCUGAGCUGGAAAAAGCAGUGCUAGACAUGAAGAAAGACAUCGAGAUUCUCCAAAAGACUCACACUGAGAAGACCAACCACCUUCUGGAGCAGAUAACUCACUUAGAAGAAAAGGAAGCUGCAAACCAAGAUGCAGCCGAGAAGCUUCCUGCCUUAAAGAAUGAACUUGAUUUGGUCCAGCAGUCGAACACUGAUCUUAAAAAGUCUAUAGAAGCCCUUGAGAUGAGAAACUCAUCUGUUAUCGAGAUCAACUCCAACCUAGAGAACACCCUGAAAGAGAAAAAUAAUCAGAUUUCUGCUUUGGAGAAAGACGUCAAAGAUAUCUCAGAGGAGAGAAGAAAAGAUUUAGAAAAUCAUGUUUUCGAGAUUGAAAAUUUCCUGAACAAUGAGAAAAACCUUAAAGACGAGCUUGAAUCUGCCAAGCAAUCACUUACUGCUGCCAAGGCAGAAUUAAGAUCUCGUCGAGAGGAGAUCAAGACCAUGAAGACGACGCUGUCUGCUGCUUCACGUGGCUUGGAAGAAAGAGACAACACGCUAAAGAGUCUGAAGGAGAAGCUGAAUAAAGCUGAGGCGGAGCAGGCCAAAGCCUCAGAGCUCCUGAAGGAGAAGGUGGUGGCCAUGAACAAAAUCAAGGUGCAGCUGGAGAUGCUGCAGAUGGACUUGGAGGACAAUGAAACAGCCAUGAACUCCUUUGACAGUCAGGUGGAAGAGCUGAAGGGAAUCAUAGAGACACUGGAGGCUCAGCUUGCUCAGAAUCACAGCCAGAUGUCUGACAUGGAAGCCAGACUGGAGGACAGCAAAGCCCAGGUCUCUGUCUUGGAAACCCGUUUAGAGGAGGUCCAGUCCCAGAACUCUAUGCUGGAGACGCAGUAUGUCACAGCUAAAGAGGAGCUAUUUGAGAGGAGCUGUGAAAUAACUCGACUCGAAGAGGAAGCUAUCAAGAGAAGCCAGCUAGAGGAGACGGUUGCUACAUUAGAGUCAAAUCUCAGUCAGGUCACAGAGGAAAAUGUUAAGUUGGAGACUACUGUUAGGCAAAUAAGUGAGGACAAAAAACAGUUGAUCCAGCAGAUAAACACAAUUGAAGCUACUUUGAAGCAGGUAAACAAUGAGAAAGAGCAAAUGGAAACUGAAAUUAAUCAUGCAAAUGCAGAGAAGAAACGCCUGGAAAACGACCUGGACAAAUUGUCUGAGGAGAACAAACGACUGCAGACCAGCGUCGAUCAGUUAAACAAAGAAAGGCAGCAAAAUGAUGCAGUGAAUAAUGAAAUGACAGCAGAGAAAUAUGAAGCUGAAUCAAGACUCCGUCAAGUCACUGAAGAGAAAGCCCAGCUUCAUAAUACCCUCAGCCUGAUAAAUGAGGAGAAAAUCCAGCUUGAGGUAAAAUUUGGUGAAAUAAACUCUGAGAAAAAUGACUUGGUUACUAACCUGCAUCAAGUUGUUGAGGAGAGGCGUCAGCUAGAAAUGAACUGCAGUCAGCUGAGUGAAGAAAACACGAGACUAAAGGCUAGUGUGACUCAAGUAACUGAAGAGAAGGUUCAGUUACAAGAAAGGAUAGAAAGGGAAGAAAAUGAGGUGACUUCACUUCAGAACGAGAAGGAGCGUCUUCAAAGCUCGCUCUGGUCCUCGGGGCAGGAGCAUCAGAGGCUGCUGGAGCAGCUUGAGAUGAGGGACAGGAUGAGUGAGGAGGAGAACAAGGAGAGGACUCACCAGUUCGAGGUAGAACAAGCUGAACUACAUCGUCAGCUGGCAGAGUUACAGAAGGACCUGAGUGUGUUCCAGCAGCAGUACAAUUCACUGCUGGAGCAGGUGGCCCAGCAGCAGUCAAUCAUUCAGCAGCUGUCAGAAUCUCAGCGAAACCAGAUGUUUGGAGAACAUGUCCAUAUGGAAUCUGAGGAGACAGACAGUGGUGUUUUCUCUGAAGAUGCAGCACCACAUGCUGAUGUGGCGCCGACAGUGGAUACAAGCACCUGCACUGGGUCUCUCCCAGUAAAAGAACAACAGAGCCUUGUGAUGUGUGAACGGGGGGACCAGUCCAACCAGGAUUUCAGUGAGUCAGAGCUGGUCUCGGAUGACAUAAUCGAUCAACCGUUCAUCCAGGAAACAUUGGAAGAGGAGAUAAAGACACGUGUGGAUGAUGUAGAAGUAACACAGAAUGAGGAGGAGCAGCAGCAACCUGUAGAACAGUUUCCUGCAGAAGUCAGAGAUGUUACUGAAAAUGAACCUGAAGUCUGUGAAGUGUGCUCACACAUGUCCCCCAUGAGCGACGACAAAGACUCAAAAUCCUCUGCAUCAGAGUCAUCCCAUGUACAUCACUGCAGCAAAAUUCUUGCCCUUAAAGAAAGUGAACUUCAGAGCCUGCGCUCCGAGUUUGCUCUGCUGAGCUGCGACCUCGCCCUGAGAAAGGAGUUGACUUCUGAACUGGAAGUCCAAGUUCAAAGCUUGGAGAAGAAUCUUCAUGCAGCAGAGGAGGCGGCUCAUAGUGCAGCACAGAAACUAAACUUGGCUCUGGAGCAGAAGAAAGAACUUUCUGACCAGUUGACUCAGCUGUUGGAUGAGAGGGAGACAUUAACUCUACAACUGCAAACAGCUAAAUGCCAGCUGGCUGAUGUUAUGGAGAUGCUGGAAGGUCUGGAGAUGGCCAAAGGUGGAUGGGAUGAAAAAUUCCUUCAGCAGGAGAGCGAAUUAAAGCGGGUUCGGUCUGAGAAAGCUAACCUGGAGCAACACAUCCUGGGUAUGGAAUCUGAGCUGGAAACCCUCCAGGAGGAGAGGAGCAGGGUAAAGGAUGAGAUGGACGCUCAGAGAAGGACCUGUUCAGGCUUGGAGCAGCAGAUUGAAGCUCUCAUGACGGAGACAACCCAGCUCAGAUCUGAACUUGUUUCGUGCACUGAGGAGCGAGAUGACCUCAACCAGUCUUUGAGCCAAUGGAGAGAGAAAGUUCACAGCCUGGAAAAAACAAACCGAGACACCAGAGAUCUAAUUUCCAUUUUGGAAGAUGACAUGAGAGCAGGGAGGAAGGAGUAUGAAGUCCUGCAGAGCAACAUGGAGAAGCUGAAAACAGAAAGGCAACAGCUGCUGGAGCAGGUUAAGGUCCUGGAGGAGGCAGUCUCUCAGCAGAGUGAAGAAAAAGAGGAGCUUAUGAGCCACCUCAACCAAAUCAAAGAAAACCACACCUCUGCCGAUCAACACACAGAGUCCAUGGUCAGCAAGAUACAGGCUUUAGAGGGAGAGGUGAAUCGACUUUCACAGUCUCUGGAGUCGUCUCUACUAGAAAAGGGAGAGAUUGCCUCACGUCUGAACUCGACACAAGAGGAAAUCCAGCAGAUGAGGACUGGAAUUGAAAAGCUUCAGAUUCGCAUCGAGUCAGACGAGAGGAAGAAAACGAAAAUGGGAGAACUGCUCAGAGAUGCUCGAAGGAAGUCCGACUCACUGCAAGAUCGCAUUGAUGCCCUGGAGCGAGAGAAGGAAGAUGUGGAGCAGAGUCUGGAGGAAGCUGUUCUACAGGCUGAGGUGGCCAAGGCUGAGCUUGAAGAGGAAAGGAGAAAGGUGGAAGAGGAGAAGAGAGAACUCCAUGACCAACUAUCGGUACUCUCUGCCCAGCUGGACCUCCUCAGAUCCGAGAAAGAACACCUGGAGAGAGCGCUAGAAUGUAAAGAGAGAGAGAUAACUGAACUGAAGGCAGCUAAGGAGCAGCUGGAGAGAGGACUGGAGAAGGCAGAGGUAGCCAGACGAGAGGAGGAGGAGAGGCAGAAAUCCAGAGUGGAAGAAAUGAGAGAGGAAGCAGAAAGACAAAUCAGACGAGCAGAUGACCUUCAGGAGCAGCUGGAAGCUUCUCGGCAGAGAGAGGGCUUGCUUGAACAAAAGAGAGCAGAAAGUGAAGGGGAGAAAGAGAGGAUGCAGUCUCUGUUGUUAGAGCUGGACAAGGAAAAACAAAGUCUGCAGACAGAGGCAGAGAAGCUGCGCUGUCAGGGGGAAGAGUGGGAGAAAGAGAGAACUCACCUAAGCUCUUAUACUGAGGCUUUGGACAAACAAAUUAGGGACCUUAAAACAUCCAUUAAAGCUAAAAAAGAAGAAAUGCAAGUUUUGCAAAGAGAGGGGGAAAGUAAAGCCCAUCAUAUACAAGCGUCAGCAGAGUCUAUCUCAUCUCUUAUGGCAGAAAAAGAACAGAUCAAAAGAGAAAAUCAGCAGCUGGUGGAAGAAAAAAAGCAACUGCACUUGAAUUUAUUGUCUGUAGAACAGGAUAGAGAUCAUUUGCGCUGCACUCUUACAUCUGUAGAAGAAGAGAGAGACAGACUAGAGCAACAGAGGCAGGUGUUGGCAAACAAAACAGAGCAGCUGGAAUGUGGUCUUUCUCUGCUACAAAAGGAGAAACAGGACAUUCAGCAGAGUCUUUCUUCACUCCAGCAAGAAAAAGAAAAUACAGAGGAGGAGAAACAGACGUUAGAGGUAGAAAAGGAAAACUUGCAGUCGUCCCUCUCUUUGCUUAAAGAGCAGAAAGGACAUUUGCUUCUCGCUGUCUCUUCCCUGGAGAAAGAAAAGCAAAGAGCAGAGGAAGAGAAAGAGAAACUCAGAGAACUGCAGGAGAGUCUUCAGACGAAUGUGUCCUCUGUGGAAAAAGAGCUGGAAACAAACCGGUUGACUGUUGUACAGCUCAGUGAGCAGGUCUCAGAGCUCACCUCUCGUACCACUCGUCUGACCAAAGAGAGAGACUCUGCGCUAAGCAAGAUGAAUCUUUGGAUGAAAACCUGCAAACAGUUGGAGCAGGAGAAUCAAAUGAUGCUCAACAGCUCAGGACAUGGAAGAAGCAGUGAGGAAGCUCAGAUUGAGAUGAAACAGCUCAAGAUGCAAGAACAAGAGACAAAGAAAGAAGUGGAAGACCUGAAGAUGGCGCUGGAGGAGAAGAUUAAAGAGUCACAAGAUGCAACGAAAGAAGUGGAGGAACUUAAGGCUGCCAUUAAUAAAAAGGAGGUGGAAAUACAAACGAGGGGGAAAGAGCUGGAGGAGAUGAAGAAUGAGUUGGAUGAACUGAACAAAUGUCUGGAGGAGAAAAGCAGAGAAGCUGAUGAGAGCAUGGAUAAAUACUGCAACCUGAUGGUUCAAGUGCACAAACUGCAAGAGGCCAACGAUGCACUGACAACACGCCUGGAGCACCUCAGCAAUAGCCAGCGUGCUAAUGCAGCUAGCACCCAGAGCAGCAGCACCGAUGGAACCCUCAGUCUCCGGCGCUCAGGAAGAAGAUCAACCUCCAAACACCAGGAGGAGACGCCGGAUGAAAACAUUGACCCUCAAACCCCUCAGAGGUCUCCACAGGGGUCGUCCUCAGGGAAACGGGGCCAUCGCGACAUCAGUGACAAAGACAGCGCCCAGGAGGCACUGCACAACCUGACAAAGAAGAUCAAAGCCACCACAGCAAUGACGCCCAAGGUCGGACCAGAACCGGAGGACGAGGAGUUCAGGCCUGAGGGGCUUCCGGAGCUGGUGCAGAGAGGCUUUGCCGAUAUUCCCCUGGGAGAGGCGAGUCCGUUCAUCAUAAGAAGAACCGUGACGCGCUGCAGUCCUCGACUGGCUGCCAGAAACACCACCACACCUGCACCUGAAAGCAAGGUUUUGGGGCCCAUGGCGCUCCAGAGUCCGUCUGCAGACAGCUCCAGCAGGAAGACACUUUCCCCACGCAGCGAGGAGAAAUCCAAACGCCGUUCCAUGAGGAAAACACCAGAGCUGAGAGAGACACAAACACAACAGGGAGACAACUGUCACGUCCAGUAGAUGCAUGAACAGUGGACUCACACAUGAAGCUCACACUCAUACACACUCAGCUCACACAUUUUCACUGUCACAGUGCACCUUUGUGUGUUUAGGGUGAGGUGAUGCGUCACUUUGUCGUUCAAUACUACACUUCACUACAAUUACACUUAAACUCUUUCUUUCUGUUGGUGAAAGUUGUGAAGUCUUAAGCUCUAGUCAAAUAAUGAGGGAAACUUAAACUAGCUGAUUUUCUGCAAUGCACUAUUUUUUAUGAUGGUUUAAAAUCAUUUUAUCUAAACUGCAACUUUAAAUUGUUGGUAUAUUUUUAAUUAGACCACCACUGUUUUAAAUGAAUCUUCAUCUAUUUGCUCCGUUUAUCUUUUAAUUAAUGAUGUUAAUCCUCAUUUCCUUCAUUGUUUUUUUUUUUUUUUACUAUUUUCAUUCUGUCUUAAAUAUUGUACAUAGUUUUGGUAGCUAUGCUUUGUGUACUCUUACGAUUAGUCCUGUACCUGUAUAUCAUCUGGAUGCUUCUGGCAGCUAAGUAUGCUUCAGUUUGUUUAUAACUUUUACAUAUUUUAUAGAUUAUUUCCUGUUCUCUCUAACAAACCUUUACUAAGUUUUUAACGUAUGUUUGUAAAGCUGCGGUUUUUAUUUAGUUGUAGAUUAGUGUUUUGUGCUGUAAAUAUUUAACGUAGGUCAAUAUUCAUUUUUGUAACUAAACCAUGUUUGCAGCUCCAUA
Messenger RNA from Betta splendens (Siamese fighting fish), 9341 nucleotides. RefSeq names its product centromere protein F (gene cenpf). Gene Ontology annotation, biological process: mitotic cell cycle; metaphase chromosome alignment; regulation of G2/M transition of mitotic cell cycle. Gene Ontology annotation, cellular component: spindle pole; chromosome, centromeric region; nucleus. The transcript has 38 exons. The record is from RefSeq and is a predicted model, not a curated record. Gene Ontology annotation, molecular function: protein homodimerization activity; microtubule binding; transcription factor binding. The coding region runs from base 101 to 8623 and encodes 2840 amino acids. Lineage: Eukaryota; Metazoa; Chordata; Actinopteri; Anabantiformes; Osphronemidae.